Molecule: messenger RNA, 1782 nt
Organism: Rhopilema esculentum
Lineage: Eukaryota; Metazoa; Cnidaria; Scyphozoa; Rhizostomeae; Rhizostomatidae
Product: cilia- and flagella-associated protein 53
Source: RefSeq, a predicted model, not a curated record
AUGGUAGUAACUAAGAAACAGGAGACAUCAUGGAAGACUAUUCUUGAAGACUUACGACCUUCCAUUAGUAGUUUGCCAAGAAAUUUGAAAAUGAUGAUCCAGUCUUUAAGAAGGACUCGGGAAUUCACCGGUCCAACUCCUCAUUCGGUGGCAAUCGUUGCCAAGCCAAAGAACAAGAUACCAGCUGAGCAUUUGAUUUUGGAAAGGAGAAAAAAUGAAGAGCUUAGAGAGAAAACAAUAGCAGAAACAAUAUAUCAACAGCAAUGUGACUUGAAAUCUGCAUGGGAAAAAGCUACAGAUAAAAAGAUUCAAAAAAAUGUUAUUACACGCAGAGUUGAAGCCCUACUACAGCAUGAAAGAAUUAGCUUGGAAGAAAGACGAGACAAACUGCGUGAGCUGCUAAUUGCAGAGGAGGAACUCUAUUUGGCAGAAAUGGAAGCCAAGGAAGAAUCUAUUGAAGAUAGACAAGAGAAAAUGAGGCAAAGAGCAAAUGAAUUACGAGCAAAAAGAGAAGCAGAAAGAAGAGCAUUUGUUGCCGAAAAGCUAGAAGAAAAAUUCAGGGAAGAAUGUGAAGAACUUCGCUCUACUCAAAGCCAAAGACAACGGGAUGAGCUUUUUGCUGAAAGAGAAGCCCAACUUUCUGAAAAAGUUCAGAAAAAGGAGCAAGAGGAAGAAAUAGAACAAAUGUAUGCUGAGUUAUGGGACAAAGAUAGACAGGCAAAAGCUCACAGAGAAGAGCUUCAAGCAAAAGAACAAAUGGAACGUAACAGAGACAUGGUUAAGAUUCUAAACCUUCAAAAAGCUGCCAUUGAAAGAAAACAGGAAGAGGAAAGACAGUUGAAACAAUCUGAAGCUGAGUGGCUGAAACAGGAGGCUGCUAUCCGGACUGAAGAAGAACAGUUUUUAGCUGAAGAGAGGCUGCGUAAACAGAUGGCUGCCAAACGUGCAAGGGAUAUCUCAAUUAAGUUGAAAGACAAGAAGGAGGCUAGAGAAAGGCAAGAAGACCUCGCGAUGGACAUGAAAAUACUUCAAAAAGUCAUAGAAGAUUCGAAAAAUGAAGAAAUUGAGGACAAGAACAGGAAGAAAAUACUUCGAGAAGAAAAUCAGCGUUUCAUGCAUUACAUGGAAAUGACGAGAAAAGAAGAGAAAGAUCGAGAGGGGAGGUUCGACAUGCUUGUCAAUGAAGAAGUGGAAAAACAGUAUGCAAAACGUGAUAUGAAAAAAGAAAGGGAAAAGGAAGCGAGACACGCCCUAUUACAGAAUGUUUUGACGACUAGAAAAGAACAGAUGAGGCACAGAGAUGAAACUCGCAGAAAAGAGCAGGAUGGCGCCUUGAAAGAACGACAUGAGUUGCUGCAGCAGAUUGAGCAGUACAAGAGGGUGGAAGCUGAACAACUGGAUCGACUUAGACAGAAAAAUAAACAUUAUCAGGAGGACCUGGUCGAGCAGAUCAAAUUCCAACGCAGGAAGAAAGAGCAAGAAAUCGAUGAGGCUAGAAAAGAAAUACAGUCUUUGCAGGAAGCAGAAAGAGAAUACCAGAGAAAAUUAAGAAGCGCCCUUGAACGUCCAGAGAAAACGCGAAGGCAGCACCCUUUUAGAAUCCAAGGAAUUGGUUUGAAUGGACGCGCAAAAAGUUCAUAAUCGAUGAAUACUAAAAAGUAUAAUUUGCAUAAGGCCCUGUAUAUAUCCUACAUUUUGUCUACCAGAUAUGUUAUGUAUUUUUAAGUUGACAUCUUUCUUCUAUUUAAUUUCAUUAAGCAUGCGUGCUAGUUAUUUCUUCAA